Diaporthe amygdali is the source of this 1086-nucleotide messenger RNA. Its product is annotated as translation initiation factor eIF4E3. Gene Ontology annotation, cellular component: eukaryotic translation initiation factor 4F complex; cytoplasm. Gene Ontology annotation, molecular function: RNA 7-methylguanosine cap binding; translation initiation factor activity. The coding region runs from base 1 to 1086 and encodes 361 amino acids. The record is from RefSeq and is a predicted model, not a curated record. The transcript has 3 exons. NCBI's taxonomy places the organism in Eukaryota, Fungi, Ascomycota, Sordariomycetes, Diaporthales, Diaporthaceae. Gene Ontology annotation, biological process: translational initiation.
AUGGAUAACCUAUGGACCCGCCGGACCAACACCAACAAGCUCUCCCUCACGACUCCAGGUUCAGCCCUCAACGACACCGGCUCCAUCGGUCGGAAUUCCUCCAUCUCCAAGCGAUUCGGCGGUGACAGCUCGUCGCAUGGGACGAGGAACCCUCUCAACGACAUCAAGACCCCCGGCAGCGGACUCGUUUCACCCGGCGGCGCAUCCAACGCCUUUGCCCUUGGGACCGGCGCCUUCUCAAACUUCGGAGCCAAGACGCCCAAGUCCACCGGGAAUCCCUUCGACCUAGCCUCCAAGACCCCCACGGCCGACAAGUCCGUAAAGGAUGGCACAAACGGGGGCAGCACAACCAAGGCCGGCCCAAGUGGGGCUGCGAAAUCAGCCGCGACCACACCAGGGGCUGCGCUUAGGGAGAGGAAGGAUAGUGACCAACGCGGGGUCCACCCGCUUCGCAACGGCUGGGCGUUCUGGUACCGCCCCUCCAUCCCAAAGAAUGUCGGCUUCAUUCCAUACGAGGACACCGUCCAUGGUAUAGCGCAGGUCGGCACCGCUGAGGAGUUUUGGGCCGUGUACAGGCACCUGAAGCGGCCGUCCUCCCUGCCCGUGGUGUCCGACUACCAUCUUUUCAAGAAGGGCGUCCGACCUAUCUGGGAGGAUGACGAGAACCGGAAGGGCGGCAAAUGGGUCGUGCGCCUUAAGAAGGGGGUCGCGGAUCGGUACUGGGAGGAUUUGAUGCUUGCGCUCAUUGGUGAGCAGUUUGGCGAUGCUGGUGAGGAGGUCUGUGGUGCCGUGAUGAGUGUCAGAAACGGUGAGGAUAUCCUCAGCAUCUGGACUGCUACCAGUGGGGGCAAGGUGCUCAAGAUCAGGGAAACCUUCAAGCGGGUUCUAAACUUUCCUCCGGACACCAAAAUCGAAUGGAAGGUGCAUGAGGAGAGCAUCCAACAACGCAUCACGGUCGAGGAGUCUCGCAAGGAGAGGGCGAACCAGCACAAGUCUGGUAACAAGCAGAACAACCAGCGACAGACUCAGCAGCAUCAGCAGGGCAGCGACGACUCCGCCCCAGCACCAGCCCCCCAGGCAUCAUAG